Messenger RNA from Myxozyma melibiosi, 1118 nucleotides. RefSeq names its product magnesium-dependent phosphatase-1. The transcript has 4 exons. NCBI's taxonomy places the organism in Eukaryota, Fungi, Ascomycota, Lipomycetes, Lipomycetales, Lipomycetaceae. Bases 406 to 942 code for a protein of 178 amino acids. The record is from RefSeq and is a predicted model, not a curated record. Gene Ontology annotation, molecular function: acid phosphatase activity.
GGCCUGCAGCGAGCGCACUGCAGUCGAGUGCAAGCAUCACAUUCAUUCAGCAUCCACUAUUAACUGCUUCUCUUUUCUCUUCUUCACUUCUUCUUCUAUAAUAUCUGUAUUUCUACUAGAUAAUCACUUCUAACAACACCACCGCCGGUCUUAAAUCAUAUCCCGCUGACUAACACCUGACAAACUAUCUCCCCGCGGCUAUCGGCCCACUCCUCGCCCCCUCGGCUUUCCUCUUUCGUUCUCUCUCACUUUGUUUUCCACUUGCUGCAUUCAGCAUCCCACGCCUCGUCCACGCGAAAUCUCUCCGUUCCGCUCGUUCACGCGUCGGCCCGCUUUCCUCGUAUUUUUUACUGAAUCUAUCUUUUUUUUGAGCUUGCUUGUGCGCGUGCGUGUGGGUCUGGAAUCAUGGCGGCUUCGUCUUCUAAGAAUGAUCUGCCUAAGCUGUUUGUCUAUGAUCUUGAUUAUACUCUCUGGCGUUGCUGGUGCGAUACCCACAUAACACCCCCUAUCAAAGCCCAUCCAACCGAACCCGGCACAGCCAUCAAAGACAGAUACGGCUCAGAAAUGGCGUUCUACCCCGACGUGCCCGGCAUCAUCGCCGACCUCUCGUCCACUAAAAACGUCCAGAUCGCGGCCGCGAGCAGGACUCAUGCUCCUGAUCUUGCGCGCGCGAUGCUUUCUCUUCUUCAUAUCGAUGGGAGGAGAGCAAUCGAUCACUUUUCCGUACUAGAGAUCUAUCCCGACUCGAAAAUAACCCACUUCAAAGCCCUCCACGAAAAAACCGGGAUCGCGUACGCCGACAUGAUCUUUUUCGACGACGAGUCGCGAAAUAAAGAGGUCGAGCGGAAACUCGGCGUGAAGUUCGUGCUCGUGCGGAACGGGCUCUCGAGAAAGCUGCAUGAUCGCGCGGUUGCGGAGUGGAGGAGGGAGAGGAGGGUGUAGAGCUGGUUUUCGUAGAGGCGUGGGUUGAUGAUGGGGAGGGAAGGUGGUUCUUUUGUUUUGUGUUGUGAUAUUAUUGUCGAGGUAAUACUCUUGGAAAGGUGCAGCAUGUUUGUGUAUAUUGUCUACAACACGCAUCUAACGCGAGCAAGACGCGAGCAUGACGGAGCAAAUCUGGA